CCUGUAGCAAUACUAUACUAACAUCCCAGGGUGAGGGUAGUGCAUGAUUGUUUGAAAAACAGGUGUCAGGCAUGCGAAAACUUAUAUUGCCAUUUGCCACCUCUCUCUCGCUUCACUCAAAAUCCUUUCUUUAAUGCCUCAAAUCGGUGGGAUUCUACUUUUUUGCGGCCUUUUCAUUCCUUUAUCUAUAAGAUAUUCCUUUGGAUUGCUCAACAAAUCUUCAUUUUCCUGGAGGAUGAAGUUUAAUUAGUAAGAUAAUUUAUCUAGAAGGUGUGUACAUGUAAAUGUGUGAGGAAGCAAUGCAAUAAGUAUUAACAUUAGAUUUGAAUCCUGAGAAAAUGGGCAUCAUCAUGAUCCUUCUGACAAAGCCUUUCUCACUUUGCAAAUCAGUAUUCAUGUGUGGUCUGCAAACCAUGUUUAUUGUGAUUAAUACUUGGGUGGAGUUGGUGAAGACCUCAAUCAAUGUUCAUCUCAAUAUGUUCCGUACGACAAUGAUUUGGAUGAUUGCACUCAUAACUCUUCCUUUGCGAGUUUUGACUGCCUUGCAGAGGGAGAGAAUGCUGCAAGAUCAUUUGCAUGAGAUGCAGAUAGAGUUGGACAAUCUUGCAUGGGACAGAAAGGAACUUCAGCACCAACUCCAUACAUCAAUUAAAGAAUGUAGAAUUUUAGAGUCGAUGCUAGCAGAAGUUGAAGAUGAAAAUGACAAUCUCAUUGCCAAAUUUGAAUUGCUACAGGAUGAGUUGCAGGAUCUGAAAGUUGAAAAUCAGCAAUUGAAGGAAAAUUUUGUUAAAGAUCGGAGCUCUAAAAAGAGUGCUAGCAGAGACAAUGCACAGAAGACCGACAUUGCAGAUACCAUCCAUUAUAGCAUUUCUGAUGGGCGUGGACAAACCUGUUAUAAAGCUACUGGGAUAAUAUUUGAAGACCUAGCGAUGCUUAAAAAUGCGUGGGAAAGUCAGGGCAAGAGUGAAGCAGAAUUGCUGACUUUCUUGAAAACUAAAUGUGCAGCUACGGAAUCAUUUAGCUCAUUUUCACGUUCUGUUAACUCAAGCAGCGUCGACAUUGAUGAGGGUCUCAACGAAAGGAGGGACGCUGCUCUGUCGCAGUCUCUCUUCAGUGCGGUGUUGUCCCUUUUAGUUGGAAUCAUUAUCUGGAAGGCUGCGGACCCUUGUAUGCCUCUUGUCGUAGCACUGUUUGCUGUCGUUGGCAUGUCAUUGAAAAGUGUGGUUCAGUUUUUCUCCACUAUAAAUAACAAACCGGCUUCCGACGCAGUUGCUCUCUUAAGCUUCAACUGGUUCAUGCUCGGUACGCUCACCUAUCCUGCACUCCCUAAGGUAGCACGAAUGUUAACUCCGUUAACAUUUAAUAUUUUCUACUGGAUAGUGAGAUAGAUCAAUGUCUUUCCUUGUUAGCUCAUAGACCAACUUGUUUGUGGGCAGACAGGUAUACUGUACAUGUGACAUUGUAGAAAUUGGUUUUGUUUUUAUAGGCCAAGUUAUUUUGGUUUUGUUUUAUAGGCAAAGUUAUUUUGGCUUGUAGAAUAUUAUUAGGUUUCAGAGUCAUGUAAUUUGGCUGUUAUACAUCCCUGGUCUUUUUAUAAACUAGAACGAGUGAGUGUUUAAAGAGAGUGUAAUUCGCAAUGUGCUCUCUUUGUUUUCA
Molecule: messenger RNA, 1656 nt
Organism: Mercurialis annua (annual mercury)
Lineage: Eukaryota; Viridiplantae; Streptophyta; Magnoliopsida; Malpighiales; Euphorbiaceae
Exons: 5
Coding region: 339-1388 (349 amino acids)
Source: RefSeq, a predicted model, not a curated record